GCGCUCAUCCGCAGGCCAGCAUCGAUAGGUUAAUUAAGCGCCAGUUUUCAGAUGGCGUCCACUAAUUAUUUCCGAAAAGGGUCGCACCUAGUGCCUUGUGGCACAAUAAUGCACUGGCUCCCCAACACGUGCUAAAGCACCCAUAUUCAUGCUAUGUGACGGCAAUCUGGAGCCCUCUAUGCUUAGUUACAUCCUCCACAUACAUAUGUCCCGGGUGUCUCUGGUGUUUCGCAUUCCCAACACGAUAAAUUCAAGAUGGCAGAUUUUCUGCAAACGGCUGUAAAAGGCCCUCACGGGAUACAUCAUUUCGCGCCAAAAAGUCAGUUUCGGCCCUUCCCUGACUCAGACCUCGGGCACUGUGUGCCGACUUUCGCCCUUCAGGGGCUCGGAGUAUGCUGGGGUUUCCAAAGUGUUUCCAACACAGCCAGUUGUUGUUACAUUUACAGUUCGCAUUCCUCGAUCGGCUUGGGACUGUGCAUCUCACGUCCUCCUACUCUACUAAACACACCGAAUUCGCAAAGUGGUAGGCAUGCUCAAGCUGUUCCAUUAGAUGCCUUGGCCCCAGAAACACAAAUGGAAGAAGAACCUGUGCACAUCGGAGGUUUGUCAGUGGAAGUCACCGAGCCUGCCUUCGGGAAUUCUCCAGGAAACUUGACGGCUCCCCAGCAACAUCUGCACGUGAGUCACGAAAUUCAACUCCCGCUCCCAAAUCAGUCAGCUCCAAAGAGAUCCAAUUUGGAGAUUGGGCUGUCAUGUCCUGGACGAAGCCACCCACAUAACACUUGACACACUUGUCGUGGAGACCAUGUGCAAGUUUGCCGAACUUGUCCCCAGAAAUGAAUUUUGUUUUCUUCUUCUCAACCAAAUCAGAUGGACUACUCGACUCGAAAAGGUUACCGCCACUGGAUGAUUUAAUCGCACAACAUCCGGAGUUGGGGGAUAGGUCAGAUGAAGCAUGGGAGGCUCAAUCGUUCAAGGAGAUACGAUGCUUGGAAAUUCUUUUUCCAACCGCCCAGCCUGCGGAUCCUCCCGACCCUGAAGCGAUACUUGAUUCUCAAUCAUCUGAAGAUGGUGGGCAGAGCAUCGCCUGCUUGUGUCAUUCCUUUCCGACCUCCUUCCAGCGGCAGUCAAGUUGUG
This is a messenger RNA of Cantharellus anzutake, 1137 nucleotides long. RefSeq lists its product as uncharacterized. The record is from RefSeq and is a predicted model, not a curated record. The transcript is spliced from 3 exons. Bases 256 to 786 code for a protein of 176 amino acids. NCBI's taxonomy places the organism in Eukaryota, Fungi, Basidiomycota, Agaricomycetes, Cantharellales, Hydnaceae.